Molecule: messenger RNA, 672 nt
Organism: Helobdella robusta
Lineage: Eukaryota; Metazoa; Annelida; Clitellata; Rhynchobdellida; Glossiphoniidae
Exons: 4
Coding region: 1-672 (223 amino acids)
Source: RefSeq, a predicted model, not a curated record
AUGAAUAACCAACUGGUUAAAUUCUCCAACUGGUUCACUGGAAACAAGUUGGUUCUGAAUUCAAAAAAAUCCUAUUUAGCCUUUGGCCCUAAAAUCAAAACGAACAAGGAUAUCUUCUCUGGCCUAACCAUUCACAUAGGUGACUCAGUGAUAUUCAGAAACUCUUCAGCUAAAUUUCUGGGAAUUAUUAUCCAGCAAAAAGGUUUGUUGAUACCAAUGACUUGCAGAACUGAUUUAAAUGCUAGAUACUGGGCGGUAAGAGGAAUUCGUCUUUGGAAUUCCUUGGAACUAGUUGCACCUAAUGUUGAUGGAGUUUAUGGCCUAAUUAGUGAUGGGUUGGAUGUGCUGGUGUUGACUGAAACGUGGCAUGGCUUGGCUGGGAACAACUCUGUCAAUAUUGCUAAGCCACCGGGAUAUUGUUAUGUAGACUUUGUCAGGAAGAGCAGCAUUUUCGUGAAGAGUUUAGUUGUAGAAAGAGGUGGAACAUUGGAUCUGGUUGUUAGCUCCGCUGAUUUUCUUAUUAUAAGUACUACGGUUUUUCCUCAUGGAGUUUUCUCUGAUCACAAUCUAAUAACGAUUAAGGCGGUAAUUGUUAAACUACGUCGAACAACAGCCAAAUUUUUAGAUCAUGGAAAAAGAAUGAUGAAGAUAGAUUUGUUGAAGCAGUUUUAA